This is a messenger RNA of Acomys russatus (golden spiny mouse), 1827 nucleotides long. Its product is annotated as RNA exonuclease 1 homolog. NCBI's taxonomy places the organism in Eukaryota, Metazoa, Chordata, Mammalia, Rodentia, Muridae. The transcript has a single exon. Bases 1 to 1827 code for a protein of 608 amino acids. The record is from RefSeq and is a predicted model, not a curated record. Gene Ontology annotation, cellular component: nucleus. Gene Ontology annotation, molecular function: exonuclease activity; nucleic acid binding.
AUGAGCCAGAAAGCUACGGCACGAAGUUGGUUCCCACCAGAGCAUUCCGAAACCAAGAGAGCCGUGUCCCAGCCAGUCGGGGAUAUCCUGUCGUCUUGCUACCAGAGCCCCUCAACAUGUUGCCAGCCUCAACAGUUCGUGGUGGUCCAGAUUCCUUCGCUGAGGCCUGGCUUUGGGGAGCACUGCGCCUGGCUCUUCGUUCCUUGGGAACUGCUGCACUGGCGACCCCAGCAGGUCGGGAGGAAAAUACUGUGCUGUGAGUCUGCAAUGUCGUCCUCGUUGUCUUCUGCUUCGUUGUCGUCGUCUUUGUUGUCGCCGCCACCAUUGCCGUCCUCAGCUUCAUCAGGAGAGAAGAGGAGGCUUAUCCACAUGGCCAGCCCCAGCGUGGCCAUCACCACCACAGCUGCUAAAAGGACCUUCAGCAGCAUCAGAGCCACGGCUCAGCCGCCAUCACACUUCACCUACAGCUUCGCCCCGCUGCAAGCUGCCAACAGCCUUUCUUUAUCUGGAGUGAAGAAGCCCAUCCUUAUUCAGGAGUUUAAGGACAAGAUUCCGGCUGCCAUGCGUCAGCACUACUUGGGCCUGUUCACAGAGGAGUGCCUUAAGUUCUCCUCUUCGCACCUGGAGGCCAUCGAGAAGGCACAGUCAGAGGAGAAGGUGGUCUACGACCAAAGUCCCAGCAAGAACAAGUACCUGAAUGUCGCCCUGCACACCCUGAAGAGACUCAGGGGCCUGGUUCCUAGUGCCGUUCCGGGUCUCACCAAGGCCACCUUAUACAGCCGCCUGCAGGGCUACCUGCUCACGGAGGAGCAGCGCAAGGUGCAUGGCUUCCCGUUUGCCAACCCAGAGAAGGCAGGGUUGGCAAUGCUCUUCACGCCGGAGCAGAGGAGUAGCCUGACUCACAGGACUUGCUGCCGCUGUGGCACAGAAUACCGCGUGUCAUCCUCUGGCGGCUGCCUCGACUCCGAGCCCUGUGUGUACCACUGGGGGCGCGUCGUCUCCAUCUCCGUGCCAGGAGGCUGGCAGGUGCAAUACUCGUGCUGCUACGCGCCUGUUGGCGCCACCGGCUGCAAGGUAGCUAAGCAACAUGUGCAGGACGGCAGGAAGGACAACUUGCAUGGUUUCGCCAAGACCUUCCCGAAGAAGGACUGGGAGGCACACGCGGGAAUCUAUGCCCUGGACUGUGAGAUGUCCUACACCACACACGGCCUAGAGCUCACCCGCGUCACAGUGGUGGACACAGAUUUAUGCGUGGUUUAUGACACCUUCGUCAAGCCGGACAAUGAAAUCGUGGACUACAACACCAUGUUUUCAGGAGUGACUGAGGCAGACCUGGUGAGCACCAACGUUAGGCUGCGUGAUGUUCAGGCGGUGCUUCUUAGCCUGUUCAGCACUGAAACCAUCCUCAUUGGACACAGCCUUGAGAGUGACCUGCUGGCUUUGAAGUUCAUCCACGGCUCUGUGGUAGACACGUCCGUGCUCUUCCCGCACCACCGAGGCUUCCCCUACAAACGUUCCUUGCGGGGCCUCAUCUCUCAGUACCUUAACCAAAUGAUCCAGACCGACAGCGGUGGGCAUAGCUCCAUCCAGGAUGCCAGUGCCUGCAUGCAACUGGUGACCUGGAAGAUGCAAGAAGAUGCCAAGACCUCCAGCCUGCCUCAGCACCAGGCCGCUUGCCAGAAAUGCAACUCUCUACAGAAGCUGCGGGUUUGCACUAGUCGACACACCCAGACACCCAAGACGAUGGAGAUACCCAAGAUUCCAGACUAUCUGCACCUGAUUGAAGGAGACUCAGACCAGCCUCACACUCACCCACCAGAGACUUGA